Messenger RNA from Gadus chalcogrammus (walleye pollock), 1845 nucleotides. RefSeq names its product four and a half LIM domains 5 (gene fhl5). Gene Ontology annotation, cellular component: nucleus; Z disc. The record is from RefSeq and is a predicted model, not a curated record. Bases 131 to 976 code for a protein of 281 amino acids. Gene Ontology annotation, molecular function: transcription coregulator activity. The transcript has 6 exons. Lineage: Eukaryota; Metazoa; Chordata; Actinopteri; Gadiformes; Gadidae.
GCCCUAGCCCCUCUCUCUUCCCCACCCCUGUGGCUGUGUCUGUCCCAGGGUCUCCAGCCGGUCACCCACCUCCUCCAGUCCUCUCAUCCUUGACUGAACAUCACCUAGGAGCUGAGAGAAAAGAGGCGACAUGUCAGCCGCCGAGCGCUUUGACUGCCAUUACUGCAAAGACUCCCUGCUGGGGAACAAGUAUGUGACGAAGGAGGACACACAGUACUGCACUAAGUGCUAUGAGAGCCUGUUCUCCAACUGCUGUGCCGAAUGCACGGCGCCGAUUGGAUGCAACAGCAAAGACCUCUCCUACAAAGACCGCCACUGGCAUGAGCAGUGCUUCAAUUGUGCCAAGUGCAGCCGCUCUCUGGUGGACAAGGCCUUCGCUGCAAAGGACAACCAGCCACUGUGUACCGAAUGCUACUCCCACGAGUACUCCUCCAAGUGCACCACCUGCAAGAAGACCAUCAUGCCAGGUUCUCGCAAAAUGGAGUACAAGGGGAGCAGCUGGCACGAGACCUGCUUCCAGUGCAACCGGUGCCGGCAGCCAAUAGGAACCAAGUCCUUCAUCCCCAAAGACACCGGUUACUUCUGUGUGCCCUGCUUUGAGAAGCAGUUUGCCUACCAGUGCUGCGCUUGUAAGAAAGCCAUCACUGUAGGCGGGGUGACCUACCAGGAGAAGCCCUGGCACCGGGACUGUUUCCUGUGCAUCGGCUGCAAGAAGCCCCUGUCUGGGAAGCGCUUCACCUCCCGGGAGAACUUCCCCUACUGCCUGGACUGCUUCAGCAACCUCUUCGCCAAGAAGUGUGUGGGCUGCACCAAGGCCAUCACCAGUCUGGCCGGGGCCAAGUACGUCUCCUUCGAGGAGCGCCAGUGGCACAGCGAGUGUUUCACGUGCACGCUGUGCUCCGUGUCUCUGGUGGGGCGGGGCUUCCACACCCAGCGAGACAACAUCCUGUGCGCCGACUGCGGCAGGGAGAAGUGACCGCGUUGACAGGAUGAGGAAAGAGGGUGGUGCGAUCUUGAUCAGAUCACUUAUCAGAAUCAGAAACUGUUUUUCUUCUUAAUCUCCUUCUGUGUUAUCUGUCUCUUUUGCGUACUCUCCCCAAACUAGUCAAGCUCUCAUUGCGAUCGUUGAAGGAAAACACAUUUGAUUGUUAGGAUAGGUCCCUUUCACAGUGGUGCACAUGCCUACUCGUAUGUCACAAGUAAUUGGGAGAAAGCUUUUCAAAAGUGCAGAGAGAGAGAAGCUGAUGUAGUCUUCCAGCCCGAGAUGAAAUAGAAACCCCUGGGUCUCGAUACACAGCCACUUCAUGGGUAAUAGUGAGGUGCUCAAAUUGAUUUCUUCCUCCUCUUACGCUUGUAGCAUAAACAAGCACACCCUUCAUCCCCUUGCCUUGGGAAGGUCUGAAAUGCGUUUCUCUUUAUCGAAGCAAUCUCUAUUCAAGGCCGCACCGCAUUUAUUAGUUAGAUAAAGGAGCCUAUUUAGAUUACCGCAGGAAUUGAAAUGGAGUUUUCUGUAUGCCUCUGUCUUUUAAUCAAUAAAAUGCACACAGUAUGGUCACAGCUAAUUGGCUUCAAUAUCGAUAUGAACAUGUUUCUAUUAGUAUCCUAUUUAGGAGUGAUAGGAAUGCUGUAUUGGGCCCUAUAGAUUAUUAUUAUAAUACAGUGCAAUGAGAAAAAUGUUUUUCCUUUAGUUAGGGUUAGUUAAAAGGCAUUGCCCCUGGCGGUUAAAGUUAAUUUGCAGAACCACAAUUAAGUGUAUUAAAUGUAUCGGUACACAAGGGUUUGAUGUUUUUCUCCCCAGACUGUUUUUAUUUACCCUUUAGAAAAUCAAUUAAAAAGUGAUUUAAA